This is a messenger RNA of Chanos chanos (milkfish), 2070 nucleotides long. RefSeq names its product tubulin tyrosine ligase-like family, member 10 (gene ttll10). The record is from RefSeq and is a predicted model, not a curated record. Bases 1 to 2070 code for a protein of 689 amino acids. Gene Ontology annotation, molecular function: protein-glycine ligase activity, elongating. The transcript is spliced from 12 exons. NCBI's taxonomy places the organism in Eukaryota, Metazoa, Chordata, Actinopteri, Gonorynchiformes, Chanidae. Gene Ontology annotation, biological process: protein polyglycylation.
AUGUCAUCAGAAGGCUGGGCAGAUCCGAAGCAUGAAACAGAAAGAGACACAGAUAGGCUGCAAAAAGCACAGCCUGACUGUGAAAACAAGCAACAGAAAGCUAAUGAAGACCAAAGAGAAACUAAAGAAGUGGAGCAAGAAAGCCUACCAACUGGACAGACAGAGAAUGUGACAUCAAGGCCAACAACCAGGGAUAAACAGGAGCAAGAGGAGGUGGAGGGGCCCUCCCCAGGGAGGCCGUGGGCUACUCAGAAGGCAAACGGGGAACAGGUGAUCCGGGCAGAUGGAGCUGCGCCAGAGAGAACAGUAAGCAUCUGCAUGGAUAACGAGUAUCUGACUGAGCAGAGGAGAGAAGAGUUAAGGGAGCAGAGAGGAGACAUGCUGGUGCAGUAUCCAGACAAGUGCAGAGAACCACGGGGCCCUGGACCAUUCUACUUUCUCGGAGGGAGGAAUGGAGCUUCCAUAAUUACCUCAUAUUGUGAAAGCAAAGGAUGGCAACGCACAUAUGACCAGACGAGAGUGGACUACAAACUGAAAUGGUGUGAGAUCAAAUCAUCUGCCACCUACUAUAACUUUAAAGAAGGGGAGCAGUUAGUAUUCCAAAUUCCCAAUAACAAGGUCUUAACCACAAAGAUAGGACUUCUUUGUAGCCUACGGGAAUAUGACAGGGUCUGUGACAAAGUCAAGCUUGGAUAUGGACUUAAGAAGAUGAAAAUGGAGGAGUUCUUUCCUGCUACCUUCCGAAUGGACGUAAGAGAUGAGAGGAAUUCUUUCUUUGCCCAGUACGAAGGUGUGUGUGAUAACAAGAACAAUGUGUGGAUCUGCAAGCCGACGGGAUUAAAUCAGGGUCGUGGCAUUUUCCUCCUACAGACACCAGAGGACAUCACAGCCCUCAAAGAACGACUACACAACACCACUGGGAGCCAGACUAGCAAGACAUCUCCCUUUCGAGUACCUCAGGCACGAAUUGUUCAGCAGUACAUCCAGAAUCCCUUGCUCCUGAAAGGCAGAAAAUUUGAUGUGCGAUCAUACUUCCUCAUUGCCUGCACCUCACCGUUCAUGGUUUUCUUUCGCCAUGGUUACGUUCGCCUGACAUGUGAUCUUUACAACCCAAACUCCAGUGACCUCUCUGCCCACCUGACCAAUCAGUAUAUGCAAAAGAAGAACCCUCUUUACAGUGAACUGAAGGAGGAAACAGUCUGGUCCAUGGCACGUUUCAAUGCCUAUGUCAAUGAGAAGUUUAUGGAACCCAAAAACCUACCCAGAGACUGGGUUUUGGGUGCUUUUGCGAGAAGAAUGCAGCAGGUCAUGAUGCAGUGCUUUCUGGCUGUCAAAGCCAAGCUAGACCGUAAGCUGGGCUACUUUGACCUAAUUGGCUGUGACUUCUUGAUUGAUGAGGACUUCAAGGUUUGGCUAUUGGAGAUGAACUCUAACCCAGCUCUUCACACCAACUGUGAAGUGCUGAGGGAGGUAGUGCCCAGCACUGUCACUGAGACACUGGAUCUUACUCUGGAGAUCUUUCAUAAGCGUCUCAGCGGUACGAGCCUGCUGCCACUCAGCAGUCAGAAGGAUUUCAUUCUACUGUUUGGUCCAGAGAUGACACCUCAUCCCCAUCAAGCUCUGUCCCUCCAGUUUCCACUGACAGCACGACCCACACAGCAAACCAUCAGCUAUCUUACAGGUACAAAAGCCACGUGCCAAAAGGCUCUCCACGCUAAAACGUCUAAAACAAGCCACGUCUUCCCACGGCCUUCCAAGCCAACCAGCAAUCGUGUGGAACUGCGGCUCAGCAAGUGUACCUGGCAGUGCUCCCAAGAUACCUUGGACCUCUUGGUGCCCCGGAUUGCUCUUCAGGUGAAGAGCACUGUGCUUUCUCAUUCCACGCCUGCCCUGAGCGAGGGCGCAUGCUUUAAAGUUCGACCCUGUCACUCAGACAGAGAUGAUAGUUCCUGCAACAACCUGAAACACACCAUGGUGCCGCCUUCCCGCCGCUUCGUCUGGUUGGACAAGCAGGUGGUGUGUGCCGAGACAGGGAAAGCCAUGCAGGAGGGUGAUACUUCUAAGCUGUAA